This is a messenger RNA of Notolabrus celidotus (New Zealand spotty), 4356 nucleotides long. RefSeq names its product zinc finger and BTB domain-containing protein 12-like. Gene Ontology annotation, cellular component: nucleus. The transcript is spliced from 4 exons. The record is from RefSeq and is a predicted model, not a curated record. Gene Ontology annotation, biological process: regulation of transcription by RNA polymerase II. Bases 385 to 2166 code for a protein of 593 amino acids. Gene Ontology annotation, molecular function: RNA polymerase II cis-regulatory region sequence-specific DNA binding; protein binding; DNA-binding transcription factor activity, RNA polymerase II-specific. NCBI's taxonomy places the organism in Eukaryota, Metazoa, Chordata, Actinopteri, Labriformes, Labridae.
GUUUGAGAACCGCUGAUCAGAAGUCAGCGUGCGUACUCUGAAUGUUGGGCGAACAACAGGGAGAGGCUCACCAAGAAAACCGAUUCACAGUCAGCUGAGAGGCGGAAGACCAUGAAGACCAGUGGCUUUAAUACGUUUUAACGAGACGGUCGUCCUCAAAAAGAGAUAGGCCAAAAAGUAAACAGAAACCGAGGUGGAGAAGGACUUGAUUCAUCGACCUGAGGAGGGCAGCAAUACGCCGCUGUUGAGUCUAGCCUGUCUCACCCAAAGAAGAAGAUGAGGAAACACUGCCAGCUAACUAACAUUCAGCGGAUGUCCUGUUGAAACUGACCUACGUUUGGUGUUUUAGAAAGCCUACAACACACUCAACGAAAGGAAGAAAUCAUGGAGAGGCUGUGUUUCCGGUUACCGAGCCACGGGGACACGACCCUGAAGCACAUGAAUUCACUGAGGACCCGCCAGCACUUCUGUGACAUCACCAUUGUGGCCAGCAACAACCAGACGUUCAGGGGUCACAAAGUGGUGUUGGCUGCCUGCUCGCCCUUUCUGAGGGACCAGUUCCUCCUCAACCCGUCUUCCAAACUUCAGGUACAAGUCAACACCCACAAUAUCACAGUGUCAACGCAGAAUAAAUGUGCUUCUUCAUGUUGUUUAACAUUUCCCCAGGUUUCGAUGCUGUACAGUGCCACAGUGGUGUGUGAUCUGCUUCAGUCCUGUUACACUGGCGUCUUGCAGUUUAACCCUGAGGAGAUUGUUAACUACCUGACUGCUGCAAGCUACCUGCAGAUGGAGCACAUAGUAGAGCGCUGUCGCGGAGCACUGAAGAAAUAUGUACAACUUAAAAACCCAAACUCACCAAAGAUGACUUCAGAGGAAGCACCGCCCCGGCCUGUGAUCGUCAACGGGAGUGUUCAUUCUGUCCCACCUCCACUCACAAACCGCCCCACCCUCAUGGACACACACAGUCCUGAAGUGCGCUCAGCAGUGGAGGAGAAAAACACUGAUGUGUCCCCUCAGGAGACGGGUCCCACGCUGGAUGAGCCAUGUAUUAAGGUGAAUGGAUCAGAUGAAGAAGAAGAGUCCAGACAAGAGGACUACGAUGUCCUCAAAGUGUACAUCUCUGAAGAAGAGCAGCUGAACAGAGAUGGAGAGAAGGAGAGAGGAGUACCCUCUGAUGGAGCUCAGGAGGGAUGCUACCCAGAGACAGAAGGUGUUGUGAUUGGAGGAGAGAGCAGUGAAUUUGACUUGAAUCCUACAGAGGAUGAUGUCAGUUUCGGGGGGCUUUCGGCAGAGGGGCUUCGGGCUUUCAGGCGCAGGCUGUCAGACCCUAAAAUCAUUCAGGGCAGAGGAAGAGGCAGGGGGCGGGGUUUUAAGAGGAAAAGGUGGAUGACAACACCGGAGAAAAGAGCUCCUGGCAUGGAUAACCACUCAGAUAUGUGGUUUCUUGCAGCUGCAGGGAUGGGAGGGGGUUUGGGCCCGGACCACAGCCAGGACGGGCUUAAAAGAGGAGGGUUUGUCUCAGUUGAACUCCCACAGUUAGACUUCAGCAUGACUGACAAUCAGGGGGAUAAGGUCUCACCAAUGGAUGCGAGUUUGUCCCAUUUUGUCCUGGAGGAGUGUGGUGGAGGUGCUGGAGAGGGGAGUUCAGGGCUGACUGUAGGAACAAAUGAGGGCGGGGACGAGUCUGUGGCAGUGGUGGGAUCCACUUCAAGCGUAGUGGGGCCUGUAAUCUGCGAACACUGUGGCAUGACGUUCCCCUCCCCUUACUCCCUUGCCCUCCACACCCGCUCCACCCACCUGCUGUACGCCUGCCCCUGCUGCGGCAAACACUUCCACCACUCGGCCAACCUCACCCGUCACAUGGCCGUGCACCGAGGCGCCGGUAAGACCCACCAGUGCCCCCUGUGCUACAAGACGUUCACCCAGAAAUCCACGCUUAUAGACCACAUGAACCUGCACAGCGGAGAGCGACCACACCGCUGCGCGUACUGCCACGCCCGCUUCGCCCACAAGCCCGCUUUGCGGCGCCACCUGAAGGAGCAGCACGGGAAAACCACGGGGCAGAACUCGCUGCAUGAGCAGGAGGAGAGGGAGAGAGCGAGAGAAGCCGCCGGAACUGUUCGUGAAGAAGAGCAGGAAUAUCUGGUGACAGAACAAGGGUCUUAGACCAAAGCUUUACAGACGGGGAACAAUGUGACACAUAGUGAGGGAAGUGUCCUGUGUGGAGGUCAUUUGGAGAGUGGAAAGACCUCUUGGUAGUCAAGCAGGGUCGAGAUACUAACCAUGAGGCCUUAAAUAACUGUGAAAAGAGCUUCAAAGUUAAACAUUCGUCAGUUGCAUAAAACAGUGCAUGAUGGAUUUGGGUAAGAAAUGACUGGGACAGCGUAGUCCUUCACCUUCUUAUUUGGAGAAAGAAGCAGUUUUUGAUUCAUCAUAGCAAGAAAAGUCCAGGUGUUAAUAAUUUACUAAUUAAGACUGUGAUGUAAUCAUCUGUACCAGCUGACUGUGAGCCUUAGAUUGUAAGACUUGAGAUGCUUAAAGUCAUUCAACCCUCGUUAUCUCAAUUAUUCACACCCGAUCGUCCAACACACGUCAAAGGACCUCUCACUAACUGAACUCCAAAGUGACGCUCACAGCUGAAUAAAGUGGAGGGAUCAAAUACAGCAGUAAGCUUAGGAACAAAGUCCCACAGAAACAGGACCUCUGUGAAGCCAUGGUUCCAUUUCACAGCUAAACAGUUCAGUCAGACAACUCACGUUUAAAUUGUUUAUUGUAGCAGCAAAUACAUAUUCAUGUUUGGCGCCCAGGCUCUGGCCUCAUCACUCCCUGCAGAUAAGUUUACAUGCAGACAUUGAGGAGUGAUGAGCAAAACAUACUGAACACCCCCCUGGAGCCUGCAGGUGGAUGCUGGGGUGGCGGUGGGGAUGAAAGAAAAUUCAGCAAUAGGCAUGCAGGCAGCAGAGGCGUUGACAGGCAGAGGGCAGGAUUGGAUGAUGGUUAUGAGAGUGGGACAUGUGACGUGUAUAGCAGUGCAGCUCGAGUGGUCUGCCUGAACUAGCUCGCAGGCGUCUCUCCAUUUGUUAACAUAAAUCACCCUCAGAUAGACUCCUAAAAAUCACUCCACAGUCAGAGAACUCUCUGCUUGGUGGCAUUUCUCCUCUGUAGACAUCUUGUUUUCAGUCUUCCAGUCCAUACACAAAAAUAAUUCAUAUUAUUGGAACUAUAGAAAAGUUGAAUAAGAUCCAGAUAACAUUGCAUACUUUUUGAUUUGCAUCUCUGUGAUACUGUAUUUUGAUCUUACAUAAUAAGGCAGUUUACGUCACUUUAGUUAAUCACAUAGAACUUUCAUUCACAAAGUGUUUGUGACAAAUUAACAUUGUGAAACCUGGUCAGCAAGUAGGCAUCCAUGCAGACUUGAUUUUGGAUGGUUUAACCCACUCCCGCUCUCAGAGGUUUUGUACAGCGCUCACUGGGAUUGGUUUGAGAAAGGCUGUGUAAUAGUGAGCGGUCCACCACACUGAGCACUGUCCAAAACCUCUGAGAGUGGACUGGGAGUCAGUCAACUCCAUCCUAUCGAGUAUCGAUAUGUUGGCGUUCUCACCAUGUGUAACGCGGUUUAUGAUUGGUUAUGAGGCAUAAACUGCGUUUGCCAGGAUUAAAAAACCAUGAUGAAGAUGAAAAAAAUCAACACAUUUACAAUGUAUUUACGAUCUAAUGAACCUAUAUUGAGUCUUGGAACAGCUGUUGGUUUAUUCGAUUAUGAAGUGUUUUAGAUUUACAUGAAGGCUACUUACAAAAAGUAAGCAGACAUCAGAUUGAAAAUAUCAUGCCCUCAACCAAAGAAAUGCCACCAAAAAAGAUGUUGUUUCUCUUAUUUUGGAGAGACUUUUUGAGUGUGCGAAUUGGUCAUUUAUGUAAACUGUUCUAACCUCUAACACAAAGUUCCUUUUUUCCUGGGAGUGAUGGGAGUUGGUCCCAUAGCUUGCUGUUGUAUCUGAUCCCUCCACCUUGAUGAGCGCCGCUUCAUUCGGCUCUGUCUUCAGAGCGUUCUCCGUAGCAGAGUGGAUGUGGACCGGUCUGGGGAAGGGCCUGAGUCUAGCCCUCUUUGUCUUAAUCAUUCACACCUGUGCUUCUCACACUGUGACAUGUCAAAGUGUCCUCAUCCACUGAGACCUGUUGAUUUUUAUGCUUGUUAGAAAAGUUUGACUAGUUUGGACUGAGAACUGUAAUCUUACACUUGAACAUAUGUAAUACACGUUGAGUAUGAUGUGUGGUUACUUUACUGCUGUAAAGAAUAUAAUUGAAAAUCACAUCUAUGUUCCAUGUGAUGAUGUUUAAAGACUGAUGAUGAACAUC